Hibiscus syriacus is the source of this 906-nucleotide messenger RNA. RefSeq lists its product as uncharacterized. The record is from RefSeq and is a predicted model, not a curated record. The transcript is spliced from 2 exons. Lineage: Eukaryota; Viridiplantae; Streptophyta; Magnoliopsida; Malvales; Malvaceae. The coding region runs from base 1 to 906 and encodes 301 amino acids.
AUGAAGGGUCGAUCUUCCAAGCCAGGGGUUGACAGAAGGUUCAAACAGGAGCCUCAUCUCUCUGGUGCUUAUAUCCGUAGCCUGGUUAGGCAACUCGUCUCUGCAAGAUGUACCAAAGACCCUGAAUCCGUUGAUGGCUUCGGUGGCCGGAAUUUGACCGAAUUUGGAGAUGGUUUUAGUGAACCAGCACAGAGCCACGGCCAGCAACCCGAACCACCACCACCUCAACAACACAGGAAACAGGUUAGGAAUAGGAGGAGAGUGCACACCAGCAGGCCUUACCAGGAAAGGCUGAUUAACAUGGCUGAAGCCAGGAGAGAAAUUGUCACUGCGCUCAAGUUCCAUAGAGCUGCCAUGAAACAAGCCAAUGAGCAACAACAACAACAGCAGCAAUUAUCACACCACUCUGAAUCAAACACAAACAACUUGUCUACAUACACUUGGCCAGCUUUGAACUGCAGUUUACCAAGCCAAAACCUUGACUUUCACCACAACAGAAAAAACCCUUCAAUCCACUCAUCUCCCUCAUCUUCAUCUUCAUCGACUCUAUCUGUUGCGGCUCCACAUGAAGUGGGGCAUGGAACCGGGGCUGAUUCGACUGAAUUCUACGGUGGGGGAUGCUUGCAUCAAGCUGUGGACGACGAGGGAAUGGCGGAGAUGAAAUCAUUAGGAGAGCAGCAUCAAAUGGAGUGGAAUGACACCAUGAAUUUAGUAACAUCGGCACGUUGGUUCAAGUUCUUGAAUGAAUUUGAUCAAGCCAUGGAAUUCCCUGCCUGGUUGAAUGCAAAUGACAGCGUCAUGGGGCAGCAUCUCGAUGAUCUUGUCCCAGAUACCUACAUCCAGGGUUCUGCCUUACCUUGCAUGGACAUUGGAGAAAUUGAUGGGGAUUGGCAUUGGCUGGCUUAA